CCGCCCAGUUCGUCAUCCAGCCAGGUUCGCAACGGCUGCUCACACUCACCUCGCUGAGCUGCACCGAAAGCUGCCCGAGCUUUGGCCCUUCACCGACACUGCGCCUCUCCACUCAGCAACGCCAACGACUGGGCAUCGAACGAGAGUGGUUCUAGAGAGAUAGACAGCUUGGUGUUUCGGCUGAAGGGGUCGAAGUCAACAUGGCUGUGCGUGACCCCUUCACAACAAGUUCAAUCCCUAUGUUGAUCCUGCAAAACAAGUGAUUGUUUGAUAACUCAGUCCAUGAACCUUCAUGCCUCGCCGGCUCGCGACUUUGUUCCCUCCGUAAAAUCCGGGACACGAGCGGCAAUAAGCCGCUAUCCGCGAUAACAGUAUGGAAUUCCUUGACCCCCUUCUCCAUAUCGGCUAGGCAACUUCCCCACUCCGUCUUCCCCGUACCUACCCCCUUGUCCACUCCUGAUGUCACUUCUGCGUCUAAUGCACUUCCGGCCAGCUCCAACAGCUCUGCCCAGAGACCGCGACGGCCUGCACGACAGCUCGAUCGGAGGACGAGGUACUGGUAACAUCCGGGUGACGCCUAGUCCAGUCAUCCGAACCAAUAUUCUCUUGCCGUCUUCCUCUUGAGAUUCCCAUCCAGUCACCUCGUGGGACGCCUUUCCCUAAUAGUACGCAGGAGAUAACAAACCUGCUUCAGAACAUCUACUCCUUCUCCUGCUCCGUUCUCUCUCUUGUGUAUGUGCGUGAGUGUCUCACACAAAAGUUUGCGACCUCGUUUUCCCUGUCUUAUUAUACCUUGUGAGCCCAUCUCCUCUAUUUCUCCUAGGAAUUGCCAGUCCAGCCUUGAGGGUGUCUAGCUACUCCUACGCUGCAAACGGCCAUUCCUGUCGCGUGACGUUCAACCUCCUCUCCCCUCAUUCUUUGAGCCAGCGUCGACCUCAGCUCGUCACCUCGCGGUAUUACUCCCGAUACUCAAUCGGUCCCGACGAAACAGCGUUCCGACCAUGUCGUUCCUCUUCCCGCGAACCGACACCCUCAAGGGCUGUUUCUCCUCGCCCGUCUCGGCCACUGAGGAUGCCGGUGUGCUCCUCCGCCGCCGACAGCAGCAGCAGAGACCCUCUCGCUACCAAGCCCGCCCGGAGCUCUACGGUGCCUUCUCUACCGUCGAUGACGUGAAGGGAAAGGCGAAGCAACUCAGCGCCGAAGCCACCGCUGAGUUCGACAAAGCCAGCGCGAAGGCCCAAUCCGCCGCUGGCGGCAAGAUCGAGCUGUAUUCGGGCAAAUACUACGCCGCCUGUACCGUCGGCGGUCUCCUGGCUUGUGGGCUCACCCACACUGCCGUGACGCCACUCGAUCUCGUAAAGGUACGACGCCAGGUAGACAGCAAGUUGUAUACGGGAAACUUCCAGGCGUGGGGCAAGAUAUUCAGAUCGGAGGGCCUCCGCGGCAUCAUGACCGGCUGGGGCCCUACCUUCUGGGGUUACUCGGCGCAAGGCGCCUGCAAAUACGGCUUCUAUGAAUAUUUCAAGAGGCAGUACUCCGUCCUCGCGGGUCCCGAGAACGCCGAAAAGUACAAGACACUUCUCUUCCUUUCCGCCUCGGCCUCUGCUGAGUUCCUUGCCGACAUCGCGCUCUGCCCAUUCGAGGCCGUCAAGGUCCGGAUGCAGGGCGGCAUUCCCUCCCCUUACAAGGGCACUCUCGACGGUUUCAGCAAGGUCACGGCUAAGGAGGGCGUGGCUGGCUUGUACAAGGGGCUGUACCCGCUCUGGGGCCGCCAGAUCCCCUACACCAUGAUGAAGUUUGCCUCCUUUGAGACCAUUGUCGAGAUGAUCUACCACCGCCUCCCCGGACAGAAGAGCGACUACAGCAAGGCCGCGCAGACGGGUGUCUCCUUCGUCGGCGGCUACCUUGCGGGCAUUCUCUGCGCCAUUGUCUCCCACCCGGCCGACGUCAUGGUCAGCAAGCUCAACGCAAACCGCCAGCAGGGCGAGGCGUUCGGCGCCGCCGUUGGGCGCAUCUACAAGGACAUUGGCUUCGGCGGCCUCUGGAACGGUCUGCCCGUCCGUAUCGUUAUGAUCGGUACCCUGACCGGUCUUCAGUGGAUGAUCUACGACUACUUCAAGAUCUUCAUGGGCUUCCCGACCACCGGAGGUGCCGCUCCCCCCGCUGAGAAGAGAUGAGUGAAAGGGGAAGCCAUGAAACCGGCGGAGAGCGGGCUCAACCCACACGUAUCUGGUUAGCCAGGAUGGAGCGAGUGAGCUAGAUGGAUCAAUGAUCGUCGCCAAUCGCUGAUAAAGGACUGGGUUCUGACACCGGGUCUGAGGGGUUCCCCUUGGCUAUAUUAAAGCACUUGUUCUCAUCGUCUACGUCGCAACCGAGUCGAAGUUCUAUCAUUAAAUUCCAAAGUGGCGAGUUCGAUGUCAUGGAAGAUCUCGAACCCCUUCCGAGAGAACACAUGUG
Molecule: messenger RNA, 2457 nt
Organism: Colletotrichum destructivum
Lineage: Eukaryota; Fungi; Ascomycota; Sordariomycetes; Glomerellales; Glomerellaceae
Product: Putative mitochondrial phosphate carrier protein SLC25A3/Pic2/Mir1
Exons: 5
Coding region: 1002-2177 (391 amino acids)
Biological process (GO): mitochondrial phosphate ion transmembrane transport
Cellular component (GO): mitochondrial inner membrane
Molecular function (GO): phosphate transmembrane transporter activity
Source: RefSeq, a predicted model, not a curated record